This is a messenger RNA of Manihot esculenta (cassava), 2325 nucleotides long. RefSeq names its product calcium-dependent protein kinase 26. The record is from RefSeq and is a predicted model, not a curated record. Gene Ontology annotation, cellular component: cytoplasm; nucleus. Gene Ontology annotation, biological process: intracellular signal transduction; protein autophosphorylation; peptidyl-serine phosphorylation. Lineage: Eukaryota; Viridiplantae; Streptophyta; Magnoliopsida; Malpighiales; Euphorbiaceae. The transcript is spliced from 6 exons. Gene Ontology annotation, molecular function: ATP binding; calcium/calmodulin-dependent protein kinase activity; calmodulin binding. Bases 397 to 1956 code for a protein of 519 amino acids.
ACAAAAACACAACGGAACUUAUUAAUUUUGCCAAGUACUGAAACCAAGACACCUUUGAGAGCCCACAGGGGCUCUGUUUUGGGGAGCUCAAUCCCUGCUCUAGCCUCCAACGGACUCCUUCUGUGGUCCUCUCUCUCUCCCUCCUGUCGCUGACGAGAUCCAGCAGAAACUGAAAGAAAUUCCCAGCUGAUAUGUCAAGCUCCUGCCGUUAUUAACGUUGUUUCUCUAGUAUCAAACUUUUCCAGAUGCAUGGUAUCGUAUCUGUUACGGUUUAUUAUUGAAUUGUUAGGAAAAGGAACCGAGGUCAAUAGCGACAAAGAAAACUCUCAAUCUAGAUCAUCUGUAGUGGGAUUCUGAUUCGUAGCUUUGGUUUGAUAUUUGGAGCUAGAAUUUGGUAUGGCUGUUGCCAAGAGCAACAGCAGCCGUGACUUGUUAAAGCAACCAUGCAAUUGUUACACAGUUUCAAGCUUAACUCAUACCAUUUUGGAUACAAAUCAGACUUCAAAUUUGAAGGAUAGGUAUGUUCUCGGAGAGCAGCUGGGUUGGGGACAAUUUGGUGUUAUUAGAGUGUGCACUGAUAAGAUGACUGGAGAGCUAUUGGCGUGCAAAUCAAUCGCCAAGGAUAGAUUAGUGACCUCAGAUGAUGCAAGAAGUGUCAGACUUGAGAUUGAGAUAAUGACUAGGUUAUCUGGUCAUCCAAAUGUUGUGGAUCUCAAGGCAGUUUAUGAGGAUGAGGAUUAUGUUCAUUUGGUAAUGGAGCUUUGCGCUGGAGGGGAGCUUUUUCACCAGUUGGAAAAGCAUGGACGAUUCUCUGAGAUGGAGGCUAGGGUUCUCUUCAGGGAUUUGAUGCAAGUGGUGUUAUAUUGUCAUGAAAUCGGGGUGGUUCACAGGGAUUUGAAGCCGGAGAAUAUCCUCUUGGCUACAAAAGCCUCUUCUUCACCUAUUAAACUGGCAGAUUUUGGGCUUGCAACCUACAUCAACCCUGGUCAGAAUUUGUAUGGAACUGUCGGGAGUCCAUUUUAUAUAGCUCCAGAGGUAUUGGCAGGAGGCUAUAAUCAGGCUGCUGAUGUCUGGAGUGCAGGGGUGAUUCUUUACAUUCUUCUUAGUGGGAUGCCGCCAUUUUGGGGUAAGACGAAGUCACGAAUAUUUGAUGCUGUAAGGGCUGCUGAUCUGCGGUUCCCAUCUAAUCCUUGGGAUUCAGUAACUGAAUCUGCUAAGGAGUUAGUCAGGGGGAUGCUUUGUACAGAUCCUUCACAAAGGCUUACUGCUCAACAGGUUUUAGAUCAUUCCUGGAUGAAGGAUGAUAUAUGUGCCGAAGAACCUAGUCGAUGUGAAAAGCAAAGUUGUGAGGAAUGGGAUUUAGGUGGUGGCUCUUUCUCUGCAUUGAUGACCAGGAGUCAGGACGUCAGCUUUGGAACUGUGUCACCUGUUGUUUGUGAUAUUGAAUCACCAACUUUCAGAUGCAGAUCGUCAUUCUCUUCUUUUCUCGUGGAACCUUCCUCACCUUGCUCUGUAUCUGAUCAGUUUUCUUUCUGUAGUGGUGGCAAUUCUAAUGUCUUGGAAUUUUCUUCCCCUGUUUACUCAAUGCCAAGCUUUGCGUUCUUCAGCCAUGGUCCUGUAACAGAGGAAGGGUGUUCUGCAUUGGAUCUUGCAAACAACAUUUCCAGUUCGAAUGCAAGUCAUGGAGAGGUCAGCUUGGAGAAGAUGUUCAUAUUGUCUGAUUCUUCUCUACUCUGUGGACAUGAAGCUAGAGAAAUGGAUCACAAGCCAGGUGAUGUUAAGAGGUCAGGAGGAGCCAUUGGGUCUAGGAUGGCCAUGCACAGUAAGAGGAACCGUACAAUUGGUCUGGGUGAGCGUGAGCAACUCGAUUUCAUGGUGACUGAAUCAGUUAUCAGAUGGGCAUCAUGCACUCAUCUUCCAACUGCUCCAUCUCUUAGGUCUUCUCUUGUCUGUUGAAACUUGAAAAAGAGGGCUGGCUGACAAGCUGGAACUAAAGAAUGAAACUGGAGGCUCUGAUGGAUGAUGAUUGAGAGAUGGAGAAAAUGGCAUGGCCACACUCUUUUCUACUGACCAAUGUAAUUGUGAUAUGUUUGUUUGUCCUUUUUCUGCUGAAUCAUGGUGAGUAAGUGUUAGGCAAGCUUCAAAUGGUGGUGUGAUUUGAGUGAUGUCUGUUUGUUAUCUUCAGUUUGUGCAUUACUAGGUUGCAAGAGCAACAAUCUGCAAGUAAUGGGCUUCUGCCUUGUAUAAAGCUGAAUUUUGUAGUAUGAAGUUUUCCAAGUUCCAUUACUAUGUGUUCCAUGAAUGCAAGAAAUUGGUGAUUGGUUC